AUGAACGAGAGUAAUUUACCUCCCUACUGGCAGCUCCCAGCCGUGAUCUGCCUCCUCGGGACCCUGUGCGUAGCCGCUCUGUGGCAUGGCAGGCUCGGUGGUCCGAAAUCACUGCCUCUCCCUCCGCAGCCCAGGGGUAGCUGGAUUCUGGGGAACCUAUCAAAAGUAAUAAACGCAAGUACGGAAAGCCUCCAGCAUCUGCUGAUGCAGGAUUGGUCUCGGGAGCAUGGCGAAGUCUUUCGCGUGCGGCUCGGUCCGGAUAUCAUGGAUCGAUCUUCAGCCGUUUCAUCGGAAAGACCUCGCUGGAUUGUGAGCAAUGAACUCAUUUGUAACGAGCUCAAUGUGCUCCUGCUUCACGCGAGUGAUCCGCGUUGGAAGCAUCAGCGACGGGUUAUCAACUCGUAUUUAACAAGUAUCCCAAGGGCAGAUGCUGGAUUACCAAUACUCCAUUACGAAACAGCCAGGUUUCUUCACGAUAUCACAAACGAACCAGAGGUCGGCCAGGACAGUGGUCGGAUAUUAAACUUGCUCGCUCGAUACACGUAUAGCGCAUUCGCAACGCAGGCCUUUGGCAUGGACAUACCUCGGGCGGAUGAUCCUGUUAUUGACUACAUACACGAGACAGGCCUAGCACAGAUUCUAGGUACCAUCCCCGGAAGACACAUGGUCGAUAUAUUUGCCUGGAUGAACUAUCUACCUCUCUGGCUCAAGCCUUGGGAGCGAGAUGCCCGAAAACGGUUCAAGCGAGACUUGGAAUGGUGCAUGGCGCGGCUACAGAGAAUGAAAGACCCCAAAUUUGCUGGGAAAUUCAUGGCUGACGCCUUCCUUCCCUCUGUUCUGCGAGCGCCCGAUCAGGCCGGCUUCACGACCCAGGAAGAGGCAGCUUAUUUGUCGCUUCAACUCAUCAUUGGUGCUGCAGACACUAGCCAGAUCUCGACUUGGUCAUUCCUCGAAGCAAUGCUACAAUAUCCGGACGUCCAGCAGAAGGCGCGAGCGCAAAUUGAGGCAGUGGUUGGCGAUCGCCUCCCCGAAUUUGCCGAUCUAGAGCGUAUUCCGUAUAUUCGGUGCGUUAUGAAAGAGGUUUGGCGAUGGCGACCCCCUGUUUCCCUUGGCCAUCCGCAUGUCAGCACAAAGGACAUAACCUACAACCAACAACGGAUUCCCAAGGGCGCCCGUCUUCAUCUUAAUGCAUGGGCUAUCUCCCACGAUCCAAGGAGGCAUGAAGACCCGGAUCGUUUCUGGCCUGAGAGAUAUGCUAAUGACCAUACGACUACAAUGCAGAGUAUUAACUCCCCCGACGUGACCAAACGCGACCACUUUGCAUUCGGUGCGGGACGGCGCAUCUGCCCUGGCUACCACGUCGCCGAGCGAUCGCUCGCCAUUGCAAUUAUGAGGAUCCUUUGGGCCUUCCAGAUCCAGUGGGCUCCGGGGAGAAAGCUUCCGGUCGAUCCGUUGACGUACAUGCGUCGCUCCGAAAUGCCCGGCAACGCCUCGUCGAGACUCCCUGUCACACUGCAAGUCCUGAGCCCUGAAAAGGCAAAGAUAAUUCACCAGACCUUUGCUGCCCUGCAACAGGAACGCUUACCCAUAGCUAGUCUGUCUUAA
Molecule: messenger RNA, 1605 nt
Organism: Aspergillus caelatus
Lineage: Eukaryota; Fungi; Ascomycota; Eurotiomycetes; Eurotiales; Aspergillaceae
Product: cytochrome P450
Exons: 14
Coding region: 1-1605 (534 amino acids)
Molecular function (GO): iron ion binding; monooxygenase activity; oxidoreductase activity, acting on paired donors, with incorporation or reduction of molecular oxygen
Source: RefSeq, a predicted model, not a curated record